Molecule: messenger RNA, 715 nt
Organism: Caenorhabditis sp. 36 PRJEB53466
Lineage: Eukaryota; Metazoa; Nematoda; Chromadorea; Rhabditida; Rhabditidae
Source: the annotation of a GenBank genome assembly
AUGACAAUUUUCACGGGAUACCCAGGAACUCCGCCGGUAGACCCGGAUGAGCUCGCUAUUCCACAAGUUGUGGACGAGGUUCGAGUGGAACGAAUGAAUGUUUUGUUGAUUGAAGUUAGUUUUCCAUACAACAGAUUAUCAAUUUGCUUUACAGCAACAAAGAUUGUACGAAUGGUGCGAUAAUGCGAGAAGAACUGUCGGCGACCGUAUCCAGCCAGUUCGGGCUUACAUCGAGAAUGCUCUCAACGCUGGAAAGUAUGAAUGAACACAAAACAGUUAUUUUUAUCAGAAACAAAACUAAUUAUAGUUUUCCGUCAUCCGAUCUGGAGUUCAUCAAGCUGGCCGUGCAGGCUCUCUACUAUUGGCCCAAUCACUUGUUCCGAUUGAACUUUAUUAUCCUGCCAUAUUACCUGUCGCACAGGGCCCCUCGCUACCUGCUGAUUCAUCCGACUGAGGACACUUACGUAUGUGAAUUGGAGCGCACUCAUAAAGUUAAUACGGGUUUCUUUAACAGAUCUUUCCCACUCCGGAAGAAGUGGCCGCCGAGCAGGAGGCCCGUCGUCUGCGUGAAAUGGGAAUAAACAUUGAGAACCAAAGACCGCGAACUGAAGACGGAGAGAAUAGUGAGCUGGGACUCAGUACGGAGGCACAGGGAGAUAGCACUGAAAACGAGGAUAACGUCAUCCAUCCGCGUGAUCAUGGAAGGUACCACUGA